Lodderomyces jiufengensis is the source of this 1659-nucleotide messenger RNA. RefSeq lists its product as uncharacterized. The record is from RefSeq and is a predicted model, not a curated record. The transcript has a single exon. Lineage: Eukaryota; Fungi; Ascomycota; Pichiomycetes; Serinales; Debaryomycetaceae. The coding region runs from base 1 to 1659 and encodes 552 amino acids.
AUGCUGGGAGUUUUCACAAUACUACAAAAUCAUUUAAAUUUAUAUCAUUUACUAUAUUCAAUAUCAUCAUUUAUUUUAUCAAUAUAUAUAAUCAUACCUUUAUUUUAUGUACAUAUCAUUUUAAUUUCAUUUCAAUUUUUAAUUUCCAUUUUUAAUAUAAUAUCAGGAAUAUUAUUGAUUAUUAAUACUAAUACCCAUAAAUCGAUCACAAUUUUAUUUAUUAUUAAUAUAAUUUUUAUAACUUCAUCAUUUAUUAUACUUUUAUUUAUAUUUUUCUCAAAAGUUUCAACAACAGAUUUAGAAAAUCAACAAUCAGAUUCAAUAUCUAAAAAGGCUUCAGAUGCAACUUUAUUUGAUAAAAAUUAUUCAAUGGAACAAAAUUGGAUUAAUAAAGUUGGAGAAAUUGAAGAAAAACCACAAAUAAUUCAAUAUUCAAAUUCUUCAAACACAAUUCCAUUAUCAAUAUCACAUCAAAGUUUAAAAAACAAACAACAUGAAUCAUUAUUAAUGAGUUUAGAAGAUUAUCAUAUUGACAAUGAAGAAUUAAAAAGAUCAAAAUCAAGUUCAAAUAUAAAUAAAUUACAAAUACAAAAACAAAGAUGGAAACUGAUUAAUGAUGAAAAACAAUUUUUAUUAAAUAUUAAUGAAUCUUUAUUACCAUCAGUUUUGAAACAGAAAAAUCACGAUAGUUUAGAAGAUUAUGAAAAUUCAAUGCAAGGAUUAGAACAAAUUGGUUCAGGUUUUAAACCUAAACAUUUCAAUUCUUCAAUAACUUUAAAUGAUUGGGAUUUAAAUGAAUAUAAUAAAUUUAGAAAUUUAUCAGAUUAUAAUGUUGUACCUGGUUUACAUAAAAUAGUAGGUAAUUUAAAUUUAUCAACAUCAGAUAAUAAUACAUUUCUUAUACCACCAAAUCAAGAUAAUAUAAUUGAUAAUAUAGAUGAUUUAAGUGAAUUUUCAAUAUCAAAUACUAAUAAUGAAGCUGCACCAUCUUUACAUACUUUCAGAAAAGAAAGUGGACAAUCUCAACCAAGUACAACUCAAGAAAAUGAACCACCUAUUUUACCAGAACCUAAAACACCACCACCACCACCACCACUACCACUACCUAAAGAUCAAUUAAAUAUAUCUAAAAACAAUUCCCCAAUUAAAAAAUUCUUAUCAGAAAGUCCAAAAAGAAUAUUUAGAUCAAAUACAACUGCAUUUUCACAACAAAAUAAAUAUCAUCAUAAUCAUUCAAAUUCAAUUAUUUCUUUAAGAUCAGGUAUAUCUUCAAGAUCAAGAUCUAAUUCUCCAAAUAAAUUUAAAUCAACAAUGUUAAAAUUACAUAAACAUACUUUAAGUGUUCCAAAUUUUAAUCAAUUACAUUAUCAACAACAACAACAACAACAACAACAACACUCACAACAAAAUAGUACUACACCAUCACCACAACAUACAACUUUUAAUUCAAUACAUUCUUCGAAAAUUAUUGAACCAAUUGAUUUAUGGGAAAUUCAUACUACAAAUUUCACUUAUGAUAAUAAUGAUGAUAUAGAUACAACAAUAUCAGUCAAUAAGAUUAAUGAAGAAACUAAUGAAUCAAGAGUAAGCUCAUUACCAAGUCAAGUUUUAGGUGAAUAUGAUAAAGAAAAAUGGAAACAAAUUAAAGAUUAUAUAUAA